UUGUUAAAAUCUCCAUACGUAAACUCAUAAGUGUGAGUGUGACAUUUGACAGAUAGAUACAAAACGUAAUGUUAUUGUUCUCUUACAUACUUGUCAUACACUCGUGCGAAUUAUUCUGUUCUGUUAAGUUCGUUUAUUCCGUUCAUUUAUUUUAUUUAUAUUCUUAAUCUCGCAAUCAUAUCGCAAAAUUGCGUAAAAAUGGCAGAUUCUAUUAACAGUUUUAUUGAUCUUGACACCGGCUGUAUAAAAUAUCCUGAUGGAGACUUUACUUUUAUAUUAAGCUUUAUUCUGUUUAGUUCGCCAAAAGAUAGAGUGAGGGCGUUAGUGUGACAGAUUUCAUAUAAAAAAAGCUACUGUAUUAGAGAUCUUAUAUGCGAGCACAUUGCCAACAAGUUCUAACAGAUUAGAAAACCAUAGAAAUGAAUCCCGUUUGUUGUCAGAAAAUGAAUUUGACAUACUGAUGUUUAUGCAACAAUGGCCUACUGGAUACUGUAUUAACGAUAAUGAGUGCAUACCACCACCUGAUAAUGAGACUUGGGGAAUUCAUGGGAUUUGGCCGAACAAUCUGGACGGAAGUCAUCCAUCAUUUUGCAGCGAUUCAUCUUCAUUUGAUAUUGAAUCUUUAAAACCAUUUAUGGAGCCAUUGAAACAAAGCUGGUUUAGUUUGAAAGAAAAAUUUAUAGAAAAGUUUUGGCGACACGAGUGGUUAAAGCAUGGAACUUUAACUAAAAGUCUUCCGGACCUAAAUACAGAAGCAAAAUAUUUUGGACAAGGUUUGAAAUGGUUCCAAAAAUACCAUAUUAAAAAUUUACUCACGCAAGCCAAUAUUAAGCCUGGCACAGACUACAAUAUUAUUGAUAUUCAUAAUGCCUUGAAAAAUGAAUUGGACGCUGAACCAGAAAUAGCUUGUCAUAAAAAAGAAGAUACUGGUGAACAAUAUCUGGUUGAAAUCGGAAUAUGUUUUAGCAAAAGAUUGGAAUUGAUCGAUUGCGGUGAUAUUUUGAUACCACCUACAGCAAACUAUACGACAAAUCAUUUAAUUCUUAGAAAUUGUAAUGCAGAGCAACCAAUUUUAUACCCAAGCACUUUCCAAUAAAUUUGAUCGAGCAACAAAGAAAUAAAUUAAAAGCUUGCAAGUUUGAAGAAAGUCAAUUUAACAUUAAGUUUUUUAACAUUCAAAACUUUCUAAUCAAAGGUAUUAGUAUUCGCAGAGAUUUCAAACCCCCUAAUUCUAUUGAGAUUUGUGUCAAACACUCCAAAUCGAAAUCAUUUUUCUUAUUAUUGAAAUUUUUCAUUAAAGAAAGGUUUUUCUGUAAAUGCUACUUUAAAAACAUUCCACCUUACUUCAUCAUUUUUGUAUUCGAUCGUAUAAAAACAAAAUUGUUGUUCCACGUGCAUAUCUAUAUACAAACUCGUGUUCGUUUUGACAUAUUUUUUUGCAAAAAAUGCAACAAAUUGCUGGAUAAAAAUAGCUUUAACUGUUUGGAAUUUCAAACAAUUAAAGUGUGUUUUAUUGCAUGUGCACAUGUAACAGAAUUUUAUGGAAAAUAUCAAUUGUGAAAAACGCAACAGAAAUGGGGUAGAUUAUUAAUAAAAUUCAGAAAAAUUGCAUAAGAAUGUCGAAAUUCUUUAUUCAAUCUUCUUGAUGAUAUUUAGAGCAAUGUGAGGAUGUAGAGAGCUCAAAGGGAACGUCAAUGUAAUUUAACAACUCAAAUCGAAACUAAACAGCGCGCUAAGUUUGAAAUGUGUUGAUACAUCCUCCCAUUGAUUUAGAGAGCAGUGAAUAGAUUGGGCUACAGCUAUAGCAGUGCUAUUUUCACAGCUCCUAUUCAUAGGUGCUAUUUGUGAACAACGCAUACGGGCAGCGAUUUUAUGAUACAAUU
Contarinia nasturtii (swede midge) is the source of this 1883-nucleotide messenger RNA. Its product is annotated as ribonuclease Oy-like. Bases 461 to 1096 code for a protein of 211 amino acids. Gene Ontology annotation, molecular function: ribonuclease T2 activity; RNA binding. The record is from RefSeq and is a predicted model, not a curated record. Lineage: Eukaryota; Metazoa; Arthropoda; Insecta; Diptera; Cecidomyiidae. The transcript is spliced from 3 exons. Gene Ontology annotation, cellular component: extracellular region. Gene Ontology annotation, biological process: RNA catabolic process.